This is a messenger RNA of Colius striatus (speckled mousebird), 2372 nucleotides long. RefSeq names its product serine and arginine rich splicing factor 6 (gene SRSF6). Gene Ontology annotation, biological process: mRNA splice site recognition; alternative mRNA splicing, via spliceosome. The record is from RefSeq and is a predicted model, not a curated record. Bases 167 to 1213 code for a protein of 348 amino acids. NCBI's taxonomy places the organism in Eukaryota, Metazoa, Chordata, Aves, Coliiformes, Coliidae. The transcript is spliced from 6 exons. Gene Ontology annotation, cellular component: cytoplasm; nucleus; ribonucleoprotein complex. Gene Ontology annotation, molecular function: mRNA binding.
UCGGCGCGCGGCGGGCGCCAUUGUGGUGCGGAGCAGGCCGCGCGUAGCCAGCCAGCGCCCGCCGCCGCUCUCCCCUCUCUCUCUCUCUCCUCCUCUCUCUCCCUCUUUCUGUUUCUUUCCCUCUCUCCUUCCCUCCCUCCCUUCCCCUCUCCUCUCCCCCGCCGCCAUGCCGCGCGUCUAUAUCGGCCGCCUGAGCUACCACGUCCGGGAGAAGGACAUCCAGCGCUUCUUCAGCGGCUACGGCCGCCUGCUCGAGGUCGACCUCAAAAACGGUUACGGCUUCGUGGAGUUCGAGGACUCCCGAGACGCCGACGAUGCCGUUUACGAGCUGAACGGGAAGGACCUGUGCGGGGAGCGCGUGAUCGUGGAGCACGCCCGCGGCCCGCGCCGCGACAGGGACGGCUACAGCUACAGUAGUCGCAGUGGGGGUGGUGGCGGAUAUAGCAGUCGGAGGCAAUCUGGAAGGGAUAAGUACGGGCCGCCCGUGCGCACAGAGUACAGGCUGAUUGUGGAGAACCUUUCCAGUCGCUGUAGUUGGCAGGAUCUGAAAGAUUUCAUGAGGCAGGCUGGGGAGGUCACCUAUGCAGAUGCUCACAAGGAGCGUACGAACGAAGGGGUGAUCGAGUUCCGCUCCUACUCGGACAUGAAGCGUGCCCUGGACAAGCUGGACGGCACUGAGAUCAACGGGAGGAAGAUCCGGCUGGUCGAGGACAAGCCGCGGUCGAGCCACAGGCGAUCGUACUCUGGCAGCCGCUCCAGGUCACGAUCUAGAAGACGGUCCAGAAGCAGAAGUCGCAGGAGCAGGAGCAGCCGCAGCAGGUCCCGUAGCGUCUCCAAAAGCCGCUCCCGAUCUAAAUCCAGGUCACGAAGCAAAGACCGCUCACGUUCCAGAUCUAAGAGCAGGAAGUCCAGAUCAAAGAGCAAAUCGAAACCCAAGUCUGACCGGGGUUCGCGCUCGCACAGCAGAUCCAAGGAGAAGUCCGAGAAGUCUCGAUCCAGAUCCAGGUCCAGGUCCCGAUCUCCCAAAGAAAAUGGUAAAGGAGAUGCUAAGUCUAAGUCCAGGUCAAGGAGCAGGUCCCGUUCCAAUUCUCCACAGCAGCAGCCGUCUGCCAAGGCUCGUUCAGAGUCGCCACCCAAAAGAGCUGUCUCGAGGUCCCGCUCCAGAUCUCGCUCAAAAUCCCGCUCACGGUCAAGAUCUAGUUCAAGAGAUUAAGAUGAGAACUCUCCUCUUACAUUGCACACUAUUAUGGAACAUUUUCCUACUUGUCAGGCCAUUAGUGUUAUGUUAGUACUUCAGAAGUUGGUUUUUUUCUCUUGCAGGAGUGAAUGGCCUAAGAACUAAGUCACGAGGCAUAAAGGCUUAAUUUGUAUCCCAAAUUGCAAGCCAGGAGGUGGGAUGGUGGUACAAAGCAGGAAGAGUCCCCCUUUUGUAGAAAUCCAGCUAAAAGUUUCAUUUUAUAGCGUUUCUGCAGGAGUAACUUCACUACUCUUCAAGUGCAAAGUGGGUUUUAUAUUAAAAAUAAACUGAGUAUGAACAGCUUCCAGCUGAGCUUUCUUGAAAGGAUCUUUUUUCCUUUUGGGUUUUUUUCCCCUGGUUUUAGAACUAUGGGUGUCAUCAGCUUAAUAGGUUACAGCUUGCUGCCAAAGGCAGGGUUGCCUUGCUGGGCAGGUCAGAUCAUUCUCUGGUUUAUCUUAACUGGUGGAAGCAGGCUGCAAGCUAUAUAAGCCAGUAAUACAAUUCUAGGGAGAUUUUUAGACCAGCAAUAACUCAAGUUGGAGCAUUUGUCUUGUAUCUUAACUUGCCAAAAGAACAUUCCCCUCAUACUGUGACUGUAUUAAAGGUAAUAAAGGUACUCUGGAACCUGUGUGGUGCAGUAUUGCUGACAAACCCUGCGUUUCAGACUUGAAAGAAUGAAAGCUUUCUGGCAUUUUUUUGCUUGAAUAUCAAGUGUCAGUGUUGUCAGACACUAAGGUGUCUCUUGGAUGUGGUCCAAGUCACUAGUAUGUUGUAUGGUUUGACAGCCUCUACCUACUGAAGAUGAAAACUAGGUAAAUAAGAACUGUCUUCCCUCCCUUUUGACUCACUUAUGUUAACAUUCUGCUUCAGACUAGGAGACUUUCUAACCCUAUUGUGUGUAAGUCUGAGUUUUAUUGGAAAUGUAAUCUCUUUGAGCUAGAGUUCUAGUCUUAACGAAGGCUUUGCUGAAACACAGUUGCCAACUCACUUAAAUUGUGGAAUAGGACUGGUCCCCAAAACUCCCCUUUCUAGCUAAAUUGAUUUUUGUAACAUGCAAUAGCAAAGGUUAGCACUGCCUUGUACUCUUUAUACAACGUGUAGUUUGACUUGUAUAAAAUUAAAUUGGUGACUCAAA